AUGGCUCUGCCUUCCCCGUGGCGGAGUUCAGCGAACGGCUCUACCUCAGGCCCGAAAGGUCCAGCUCCGCGCGGCGGACGAGGGUCCUGGUCUCGGCGCGCCUGGGCCUCGACCUGGCGCCCCACGCCGGCGCGGAGCCCGGCAGCCGUGGGGUGGUGCGGCUCGUCCUGCUGGACGGAGGGUGGGACAGGAGACCGCGACAGGGACGCGGGAGCCAACCAGCCACCGCGCAGCGGCACGCCGUCGGCCACCUCCGCGGGCGCGCAGGGGCGGCUGAGCGGCGAGGAGACCCUCGUGUUGGGCGAGGCGGCGGGCCCGCACGGAGGCCUCGGGCCCGCGGUCUUGGGCCGCCCCAACGGCUCGAGCUGA
Molecule: messenger RNA, 369 nt
Organism: Prorocentrum cordatum
Lineage: Eukaryota; Dinophyceae; Prorocentrales; Prorocentraceae
Source: the annotation of a GenBank genome assembly